Messenger RNA from Terrapene triunguis (Three-toed box turtle), 4464 nucleotides. RefSeq names its product ST8 alpha-N-acetyl-neuraminide alpha-2,8-sialyltransferase 4 (gene ST8SIA4). Gene Ontology annotation, biological process: oligosaccharide metabolic process; N-glycan processing. Gene Ontology annotation, molecular function: alpha-N-acetylneuraminate alpha-2,8-sialyltransferase activity. The record is from RefSeq and is a predicted model, not a curated record. Lineage: Eukaryota; Metazoa; Chordata; Testudines; Emydidae. The coding region runs from base 234 to 1313 and encodes 359 amino acids. The transcript is spliced from 5 exons.
GGGCUCCGGGAAGCGCCAGGGGAGAGGAGAAGGACUUACUCCCCCAGCCGAGGAGCAGCAGCCUCCCCCGCCGCCUGUGAUUUCUGCCCAUGACAGCAGCAUCUCUGCCCGCUCCUUUUUAAAUUAUUUUUAUUUUUGCAAAUUUGCGUAGAGUCUUUGUGUUUUGUGUUUGCUUUUUCUUCUUCUUCACGCCCCUGCCAAACAAAGAGAAGGGGGGGCCUCUGGGAGAAGACAUGCGUUCCGUCAGGAAGAGGUGGACUAUCUGCACGAUAAGUAUCCUCCUGAUCUUUUAUAAGACAAAAGAAAUAGCAAGAACUGAGGAGCACCAGGAAACGCAACUCACGGGAGAUGGUGAGUUGAGUUUGAGUAGAUCAAUGCUCAAUAGCUCUGAUAAAAUAAUUCAAAAGAGUGGCUCUUCAAUCUUUCAACAUUCUGUAAAAGGCUGGAAAAUCAAUUCUUCUUUGGUCCUGGAGAUAAGGAAGAAUAUUCUUCGAUUUUUGGAUGCUGAAAGAGAUGUCUCAGUGGUCAAAAGCAGCUUCAAGCCAGGAGACGUAAUUCACUAUGUGCUUGACAGACGUCGCACCCUGAACAUUUCUCAGGAUUUGCAUAGCCUCCUUCCUGAAGUUUCACCAAUGAAGAACCGUCGGUUUAAAACAUGUGCAGUUGUGGGCAAUUCUGGCAUCCUCCUGGACAGUGCAUGUGGAAAGGAGAUUGACAACCAUGACUUUGUAAUAAGGUGCAAUCUAGCCCCUGUGGUGGAGUUUGCUGCAGAUGUGGGAACUAAAUCUGAUUUUAUUACCAUGAAUCCAUCAGUUGUACAAAGAGCAUUUGGAGGCUUUCGGAAUGAGAGUGACAGAGAAAAAUUUGUGCAUAGACUAUCCAUGCUGAAUGACAGUGUCCUUUGGAUCCCUGCUUUCAUGGUGAAAGGCGGAGAGAAGCAUGUGGAGUGGGUUAAUGCAUUAAUCCUUAAGAAUAAAUUGAAAGUGCGAACCGCCUAUCCAUCACUGAGACUUAUUCAUGCUGUCAGAGGUUACUGGCUGACAAACAAGGUCCACAUCAAACGACCCAGCACUGGUCUCCUCAUGUACACGCUCACUACCAGAUUUUGUGAUGAAAUUCACCUGUAUGGGUUCUGGCCAUUCCCAAAGGAUUUCUAUGGAAAACCAGUCAAAUAUCAUUACUACGAUGAUCUAAAAUAUCGAUACUUUUCUAAUGCCAGCCCUCAUAGGAUGCCAUUAGAGUUUAAAACUUUACAUAUGUUACAUAACCAAGGAGCACUGAAAUUAACAACAGGGAAAUGUGUACAGCAAUAAAGCACAUGUAAAGUACAAUAUAAAGUACAGAAUAGUCACUUCAUCAUAAAGAUGUUGUGAAAAGGCAACGGGAUCCAACAGAGGAUAUAUUUCAAUACCCACUAAGCCAUUGGGAAAAGGAAGCUUACCUGAAGUCCAUGACCAGCUGAUAUUAUACCUGUAAAGUGCUAUAAAACUAAGAUAUCUUGACUGCAAGGGUUCUAGUAAGUGCCACUUUCACUAAGAACAAAGCUUGAAUGUAUAAUCAGUAGUGUUUACAAGAUCCAAUGAUGCAUUCAUCGUCAAUUAAAGAAGAAGCAAAUAGUCCAUUUAAUGCUGACUUGCCACCACAAAAUUGAGCAGUUUAUAGAAGAGAGACCCAACAGAUGGAAUCUGUCCUUGGGGAAAUAAAACAGCCUUUGUCAUCAGAAAUCAUGGUGGAAUUAGUGGAGAAAGUGAUGUCCGUAAGAUUAAAUAGAGCAAGUAAAUGCCUUCAGUCAGGGGACUGUUUGACCUUGUAUUAUAACCUCAUUGUUUUGUUGGUGUUUUUUCUGAUUGCUGUUUUAUUCAUUUGGGUAUUGGAAUCCUUUAAGGAUUCCAUGAGGACAAUAGGAACAAUUAAAAAUAAAAUCUUCAAAGAGUUGUAUUUGAAGAAAUAAGUUCUUAUUGGGGGGAAUCAAAUACUUAAAAAGUAUUUAUGUUGUAUCCUGCUGUUGCACAACUCUAAACCUCCAGAUUGCUUUUUUUAACUGCGGUUGUCAGUACCAGCUAAACAGAACCACUAUGAGAUUGGUAAUUUUGAGCCAUUCUUAAGGAAAAGUUUCUGUUACUUGCCAACUGGAGAGGACGUACUUAAUAAGAAGGUGCCCUUACAUUUGGUACCAAAGAUUACACUGAUUUUUUUGUAUACAAAUACCUUUGUUUUUCUUUUCAUGCAGAAAACGUACAUUUAGUACUGUGUUGCUGUGCUGCUGAAGGAAAAAUGUUUCUGGGUAUUGUUGUUUACUGGAAUAUAUGUUGCCUACUUUGUUUGAAUGAAGAGCCUCAAACAAAUUCCCUAAGCUGAGUUUGUCUCAAGUGAUUUGUUCUUUAGAAAUAUCCAAAUUUGUUUUUAUUCCAUGCACUUAAACAUGAGUGUGAUUUUUAUUUCCAUUGGAGCAAAAUUCAGUUUUUAAUUACUGUAAUAAAAACAUUAUGACAUAGUCAAUGGGAGGUUUUAAUUAUUUGGAAUCUGUUUUCUUUUAACCAAGAUGACAAAGAAUUAAUGUAGCAAAAUUUUGCAAUAUGUAAUAUCCCUGUCAUAUUGGAAUGGGUAAAGAAACUGAAUGGAAAAUAAAGCAUAAAUUGAACAAAGUCCUUUUUAAAUCUAAAUUUCUCACAGUGUUGGACAAUAUACCUGUCUUGUAUCAGUCCAACAUGUUGAUAAGUAACUGAUGAAAAUAGCACAUUGUUGUAUUAUUCCCAUAUCAGUUCUUUUCUUCCAAACCUCAUUCAUUCAUUUUAUUACUCAGAACAACUGCUCUUGUCCUGUACUUGUCCAAGAAAGAGAUUUAGAAGUGGCAGAAGGAGUAUCUUCAGGAUCUAGUACAGAAGAGUCUGUAGUACCAUUUCUUAGUCUGUUCAUAUCACAGACUUGGGUAAUUAGAGUGAUUGAAUGCAUUGGAGUUAAGUAAAAUCAGAAUACUUCCUUUUUAGAAUGUGUAUAUCAGGAAACUUAACACCUGACACAUGAGCAAGGAUGCACUUAUUUAAAAAGGGGAAGAGCUAGUUUAAAGAACUUUACUCACACCUUGGUAGAGGAAUGACUGUAGCCAAGUGAAGACUCCCCUGAUCCCAACUGCUGGUCUUGGACGUGAUGGUUCUAGUGGAAUGAGCUCCAUAUCAUACUUUCACUCUGAUUGCUCCCUAAUGACAGUGGGGUCUGAAGCCUGAUUAUGUCUCCAGUCAUGUGUGUCAGGCUCCAGAACUAGCGCUUAAGAAAGUUCUAAGAGCAUAUCUUUGCCUUGUUGACUAACUCCUCCUUCCUCCCCCCUUCAUCUAUACAACACAUGGUGGGUUUUAGCCCUAAAGGAUAAAUCUUGUUCCUAAUUUGAGGGUCCAGGAUUCAUUACACAUGGUAGGGGAAAGUCUAUGAUCAUGCAAGUCCACUAGCCAGACUCCCCUCAGAGGAGGACACAGAACUUAUUACUGCAGCUAACAGACUGAGGUUUGAAGGCACAGCUGUCCAUCUCAUAGACAUAAUCAACAUUUCUCUCCCGCCCCCACCAAGCUUUCCUGCACAACACUUGUUUGCUUUGGCUUUGUGCUGGGGUCCAAGAUUUGGCCUACAUGAUCAUGAAUUAAUACCUUUUUUGUUUUGUUUUUUUAUUCCAGAAAUCAUAGGGGAAUCACUUAGAGCUACUUGGCAGCACUGAAUGGAACGUAUUUAACUUGGGUUUGCAAAACUGCAAAACUGUGUAGGGUAAACAUUAAAGAUUUGCAUUUUAAAACAAAUAUGGGUGAUAUCCUUGUUAACAGUAAAUAUGCAUGGAGGUUGUCUUGUUCCACCCAUUAUUUUUUACAGAAUGAUUGAGUGUCCACUGGGAGAUUUACUGAUAUCCAUCUCAGAGAAGCUCAGAGUAGUGCCUUUUUAGCUUAUUCACAUACCUUUAUUACUACAUACUUUGUGGUCUGUGAAUUUGGUCUCCCUGUUGAGAUGGCAGAGUCUACAGUCAAAAAAGGGCUUCCUCGUGGAUUAAAACUGUUUUUUUCUGCCCCAUCUCAGGGAACUUUUUAAUACUCCAAUAUGAGUUCAAUGAAGAUAGAGAAAGUUCAAAGUAGAUGGACAUGCUUUAUUUCCCAUUGCACAAAAAAAGAAAAAUAAAUCGCUUUUUUAGUAGACUUAGGGAAACCAGUGAGACCUUGAAACAGAAUAGUAGAUGAGUUUUUUUCUGUUCAGAUUUUAAAUUCAGCAGAUGAAGAUUGGGGGAAGUAGGCAGAAUAUGAAUGAGUAUUUAAAAGAUAUGCAUGAGCCUAUUUUGCAGUGUUCACAUCUAGUUCUGUUGAUGAAACUGACCCCAGUGCAAAAACCACAAACAAACCCAGUAGCUCAAUGUAAUGUAGGGAGAUUCUUUGGUAGACUGAAGAGGGGGAUUCCCAGUCCUGUGGCCAUUACUGCAGCCGCCUUCCCCAU